AUGGAACCUCGAUCUUUGAAUAUGCUGAAGGCUGUUAUAGAGGAAAAUAUAAAUCAAAAAUUUUCUCUUAUAGAGAAAGAAGUAAUUGGACAGCAAGAAAUCCUAGUAAAACUUAUCGAGCAAGUAAAUUCCUUACUCCCCCUCCGUGAGCGAACAAAAAAUUUUUUUAUGGAAAAAAUUUUGAUAUAUAAAUGAUGAUUUAUAAUGAAAUCUCUAGCUAAUUCCGUUUUAUUUAAAAAGCUUCAAUUUCGGAAAUUAAAUUAAUUUUUGCUCCUCAAUUUUUGCAUAUUGGAAUUUUUUUAAAUUUUAAAAAAAAAAAAUUUUUUAUAAAAUUUAUACAUAUAUUUUUUUUUAAAAAAAAUUAACCCUCCUCCGUGAGCGAACAAGGCGUUUUUGUUCGCCCACGGAGGGGGGAGUUAGCUGAUCUGUUAAAAAUCCCGAUCCCUGAGAUUUCUUUGCCUGAAUUAUCAAUUCGCCCUAUGCAAAUUAAAUUUCCACAAGAAUCUGACACUCACCAAAUUAAUCAAGAUCACUUACUUUCCUAUGCUAUAGAGCAAAAAUUUUUUUGCUCACUAAGGAGGGGGUUAAUUUUUUCUUUUUAUAUAAAUUUUAUAUUAAAAUUUUAUUUAAAAAAAUCAUUUAAUUAUGCUUUAGGAUGUAAUUCAUUUAGGAUUUCAGAAAAUAAGCGAGAUUUAAUUAUAAUAGUUUUACUUAUAUACCACUUGCUCAAGGAACAAAAAAAAUCCAAUUUCCUAAUGGCUUUACUAAUUACAUCAGAGAAAGUUAGAAAAUUUGCCAUUAGCCAAGCGGCUUCAAGAAGAGCGAAAACUUGAAGCUCUUAAAAAGCAAGAAGAAGCAAAAAAACGAUUAGAAGCUCAAAAGAAAAAAUUAGAAGAAGAACGCGAAAAAGUAAGAAAAUUAAAAGAAGAAGCUGAAAUUAAAAGGAUUGAGACUCAUAAAACCAAUGGAAAGCCUCCACGGACAAUUUUAAAAAAUACCCAAGAAAUAAUUAUUAAAGGAGGAAGAAAAAAUUUAUACACUGAAGCUGCUACUAUUAACUUAACAGCAGCAACUGAUGAUAUAGACGAGAAACGCGAACUUUCAGCUUCAGACAUGAACUUUGACCAGCUCAGUGGCUUCGGGAGCCGUGAACCUGAAGAAUUUUCACUUUCUGACGAAAUAAUAUCCUAUUUCACAUAGCUUAUAUAUUUCAAAAAGCCAAUUAAAAAAUAAUAAUAAUUAUAAAAAAAAGCAUAGAAGCGUUAGAUUCAAUGCAUGAUUUCGACUGAGGAAAUGACAUUUUUAAUCAUAUUAUUGAAUCUAGCUAA
Molecule: messenger RNA, 1328 nt
Organism: Blepharisma stoltei
Lineage: Eukaryota; Ciliophora; Heterotrichea; Heterotrichida; Blepharismidae
Source: the annotation of a GenBank genome assembly